AUGGGGAAUUACAUUUCCUGCACCUUGGCCACCCCUUUAAUCAAGAGCGCAAGAGCGGCGAGAGUAGUCCUUCCCCGCGGUGAAAUCCGGCAAUUUCGCGGCUCUGUCAAGGCCGCCGAGCUCAUGUUGGAGUGUCCCAACUAUUUCCUCACCAAUUCACAGUCUCUCCACAUAGGUAAACGAUUUUCAGCCCUAAGUGCCGAUGAAGAACUAGAGCUCGGCAACGUUUUCAUCAUGUUCCCCAUGAAGAGACUGAACUCCGUCGUGACGGCGGCCGAUGUGGCUCUAUUCUUCGUGGCGGCGAAAUCUUCGGGCAAGAUAAUAUCGAGCGGAAACAUUAACGACGAAGAAAGUUCGACCGAAGGAUCGAAAUUGAGGUUGGAAGGGGUUGAGGAAUUUAAGUACAGGUUAUCUGUUUGUAGGUCAAGAAAGCCUUCGUUGGAAACAAUCAAAGAAGAGCCAGUUUGCUCAAGAGGUAAAAGAUCUGCCGUCUACGGAUCACAUCUGCAGGCAUCUAUAGUAGAAGAGGUAGACCAAAAGGCUGCUGCAAGAAUAAGACUUAUUAUUUUUUAA
Molecule: messenger RNA, 573 nt
Organism: Hibiscus syriacus
Lineage: Eukaryota; Viridiplantae; Streptophyta; Magnoliopsida; Malvales; Malvaceae
Exons: 2
Coding region: 1-573 (190 amino acids)
Source: RefSeq, a predicted model, not a curated record